GUAUACCGUCGACGUCUAAGUGGAGAAACACAAAGAUGGUGUCCACGGGAUGUUGCAAUACCCAAGUGAACCGCGUGGAGUACGUGUGACGUCAAGCCGGAACAUUACUCCAGCGCCGUGCACCAAGCGUCUUUCCUCGCUGCCGAACGUUUUAUCUCAAUGGGAAGAGCAAGCGUUAAAAUGAAGCGGCGAAUUCAGACCAUCGCCGCUAUCUGACACAUUCCCACCGUUCGCCUGCAGCCUAAAUGUGAUCUCGCCGGCGUGUCGUGGGACGGCUGCCGUGGUCUGCAGCUGACGUCAAGGCUGCUCUGGUGGCAGCAUCCGCGGGCAAGAUACAAGUCCGGCCCGCACAGCAGCCAUGUUGACGGUCUUCCGUCACGGCCACGCGGCUUCCGGCGUACUCCGAUCACUGCCCAUCUUGGUCCUGGCCUUUGUCCUGCCGCUUUGUCAAGUGGCAGCUCAGGAGGAUGUUCAGCGCCAGUCCCCGGCCCAGGUUCUGGAAGACCUGCUGGCCCGCCACGGCGACAACAGCACCAUCACUGUGCCACAGUUGCGCUCCCUACUGGCCCUGCUCAGCCAGGGCGACGCCGGCGCGGUACGCCAGAAUGUGACCACCACGGCCGCGCCACCCAAACUGAACAACUCAAAGUGCUUGCCGGAGAACACGCUGGCCAUCUACAGCAUGGGCGAGCAGUCUCGCCUGGACGGGCGCGGCUUGCAGGAGUUGUGCCCCACCAUGCUGCAGCAGUUGGACGCCGGUGCGUGCCGAGCCCGCGCUCAAGACCAGCUGGGCGGCGACGCCUCGCCGAGGCCCACUGAUACCGAAGUGUGGGGCUACGGGUUCCUGUGCGUGACGCUCAUCUCGCUGUGCUCGCUGGUGGGGGCCAGCGUGGUGCCGUUCAUGAAGAAAACCUUUUACAAGCGUCUGCUGCUCUACUUCAUUGCGCUGGCCAUCGGCACGCUCUACUCCAACGCCCUUUUCCAGCUCAUUCCAGAGGCCUUGGGCUUCGACCCCAUGGUCGACUUCUAUGCGUCAAAGUCCGCCGUGGUCUUUGGAGGCUUUUACCUCUUCUUUUUCACCGAGAAGAUCCUUAAGAUGCUCCUCAAGCAGAAGGACACGGGUCACGGCCACGGUCAUUACUCCGGCGCCGAGCGCUACGCCGCACCCGGCCUAAACUUGGAGGAGGGCGAGAACCUGCAGCCGAACGGGGAGCUGAGCGCCGGCCACGCUGCGGGCAAAAUGGACGCCGGCGAGGGCGAGCUCAUGCUGCGCUCCUCGCAGACGCCGCAGGACCCGCAGAGCGCGGACGGCGGUGCCGGCCGGGCGAGCAGGAGCGGCGGCUGCCAUUGGUUUAAGGGGACGCCCUACUCUGACAUCGGCACGCUGGCCUGGAUGAUCACGCUGAGCGACGGGCUGCACAACUUCAUCGACGGCCUGGCCAUCGGCGCCUCCUUCACCGCUUCCGUCUUUCAGGGCAUCAGCACCUCGGUGGCCAUCUUGUGCGAGGAGUUCCCUCACGAACUGGGCGACUUUGUCAUCCUUCUGAACGCCGGCAUGACCAUCCAGCAGGCGCUCUUCUUCAACUUCCUGUCGGCCUGCUGCUGCUACCUGGGGAUGGGCUUCGGCAUCCUGGCCGGAAACAGUUUCUCCCCCAACUGGAUCUUUGCCCUGGCGGGAGGCAUGUUCCUCUACAUCUCUCUGGCGGACAUGUUCCCCGAGAUGAACGAGGUGAGUCGCGAGGAGGAGGACGCCGGCGGCAGCAGCUUCCUGCUGACGUUCGCCAUCCAGAACGCCGGCCUGCUGACGGGCUUCGGCAUCAUGCUGCUGCUCACCACCUACUCCGGACAGAUCCGACUAGCGUAGAUGCCGUUCGCUCGGCCGGCAUGCGAGGGACUGCCGACGGCCAGCCUUUGGCAAGUGAGGAAAACAAAAGGCUCCGUGACUGCGGCAUGCUUCUAUUUUUGGGUGGGGGGGGGGGGGUGGUCAGCUCCCAAAGCAAGCACACUGUUUCUUGUUUUCAAUGCGAAGAAGAACAGCGCAGUCUUCUUUCAUCUUGAAAAAUGACGGUAAACCUCUCGCCUUCGCUUUGUUUUUUUUUCUGAGAAUAUGAGAGUAUAGGAAUAAAAAUCUGCACCUGUGCGGGGGCAACAUGAUUGUUAGAAAGAACCGAUUUAAAGUGACGGCGCCGACCAAAGAUGACAAAAGGUUCUCCUCAUCGCUUUUUUAUUUUUCAACAAAAGGUCCAACGGCUGAGUGGCUAAUGCUAAUAGCCGUAUCAACUUGUUUGGAACUUUGGACAUGGACAUCAUCUCGACUACACAACAGUAUGCGUGCGUGUCUUCGUGUGUUCGCGUGUUCGUGCGUGUGUGUUCACCAGCAGUUUAUCCAGUGGCCAAAAUGAUAUCAAUUUGAGAUUGAAAUAAAUUCAAACGCAAGCAAUUAAUCUCAAGUCAAGUGCAUUUCUCAAGCAUUUUAAAAACAACCACGAUUGUAUCCAAAGUGGAGCAAAAAUAUUUGAAUUUAUUACAAGGUCCUUUUAUGAAUGACAUUCCCAAUCUAAUUAAUAGACAGUUUUUUUAUUUGUAUAAAAAAAUCACUCUUAUUGUAAACAAUGAGGGAUAAUUUAUCUACAAUGACUAUAAUAGGAUGUAAUUAGUUCAUUUGUAUUAAUAACGAUGUUGACUGUGUGAUUCAUUGAGGAAAUAAAUUCGCGUAUGACCUCA
Messenger RNA from Hippocampus zosterae (dwarf seahorse), 2724 nucleotides. RefSeq names its product solute carrier family 39 member 14 (gene slc39a14). The transcript has 10 exons. Gene Ontology annotation, biological process: intracellular zinc ion homeostasis; zinc ion import across plasma membrane. The record is from RefSeq and is a predicted model, not a curated record. Bases 359 to 1864 code for a protein of 501 amino acids. Gene Ontology annotation, cellular component: membrane. Lineage: Eukaryota; Metazoa; Chordata; Actinopteri; Syngnathiformes; Syngnathidae. Gene Ontology annotation, molecular function: zinc ion transmembrane transporter activity.